Molecule: messenger RNA, 1032 nt
Organism: Naegleria gruberi
Lineage: Eukaryota; Heterolobosea; Eutetramitea; Acrasida; Naegleriidae
Exons: 1
Coding region: 1-1032 (343 amino acids)
Source: RefSeq, a predicted model, not a curated record
AUGUUUAACAGACACAUCAAAUCUAUUGUUAAACUGAGAAUUUUUACUGGUAAAUUGGGAUCAAAUUCAUUAACCCUUCCAAACAUGGUACACAUGAUGGAGAGAAGGAAUUUUCACACUUGUUUUUCAUCACAAUCCACCACAAUAACUCCACAACAAUUUCAUGAGAAGGAAUCCGAAGAGCAACAACUCAUCAUUAAACUCAAGAUGGCUAAAUCAAAAGGUGGAGCUGCUCUCAACAAGAAGGAGGUGAAUUUAUUUGUGGAAUUGAAAUUAAACAUUAAUGAUCUAGGUAAACUAAAGAAGGAAAUUGAUCAAGUGGAAUUUCAAAAAGCAAUUGAAAAAUUUAAUAGAAAAAUUGUUGAAAAAUCAAAACAUAUGGAUGAGAGGAUGAAUGAAAAGAUUGACAUGACACAAUUUUCAAUCAAAUUGGGAGAAUUUGUUAUUCAAAAGAAUGUCAAGAAAAGUAAUGUUGUUGAAUUUCCAAUCAACUUUGAGAAUUUUCAAGAUUGGAAUAAGAAGAGAACUCUUUUAUUGAUGAAAACUCCAACUUUAAGAGAUGGAGCUGGUUUAACAACAAAAGAAAUUCAAUUCCUCAAACAAUUCCAUUUUGAUGGAAAGGUUCUCCAGUCCAUUGUGAAACAUAUAGAAAAGAAACCCAAUAAUAUGAAUUUUGAUCGAGUGUUGUAUAAUAACUUAUCAAAGGCAAAAAUCAAACCAACUGUUAAAACAGUUACUAAAAUAUUAAGCUGGAUUGAAGCUCACUUGAUUGGGGUUGAUCUAAACAAGAGAAAACACACAAUAGGGCGUAAGAAAGAACAAUCAGUUUCAAGAAAUAUUGAGGAAAAAAGAAGAGAAAACACAAGCUUGCUUGAGGAAUAUGAAACUGAAUUGGAAGAAUUGCAAGAAUCCAUUGAAAAUCACCUUCUUUCAGAAGAUGAAUCUUCUCACUUGAGAAAACUUUUGAAAGAAAAGGAAGAGCUUAUCUCAGAAUUGAAAGAAACCCUGAAAGAGUUGGCUGAAAAAUAUUGA